AUGGCUAGAAAGAAGAAGCAGGCAACUCCAGCCCCCUCUAAGAUCACUAAAGAAGUUACAGAAAUUACAGAAUCACUCUUUAUUCCUGCUUCAGCUGGUUUUCCUAUUGUUCAUGAGGUUUUUGAUGAGGGUGAUGAACUUGUGACCCCUGCUCCUGGGCUUGUUCAUCCUUCUGCAGGAAUGAUUACUAGAAGAGAUGCUGAGCUUUUGGCUUUGAGUUUUGGUUCAGUUUGUCCUAAAUCCAAUGGAACAGUGAAAUCCCCAAUUACUGUUCCAUUGCAUAAUUCUAGCUCUGCUGCUGGACCAGCUGCUAAUAUUGCCUUGAAAAAUUCUCAUCCUCUUGAACCUAUUGGAAGUAUACUGAAGAAGGGUGAUAAUGAAGUUGCUGGUGAUCGAGAUUUUAAUGGAAAGCUGACUGCAAAAGGGUUUGCUCUGAAAUUUGUAUCCCCGCAAAUUAAAGAAGCCAUUAAACGUUUUAUUGCUAAUGAAUGGAGAAUUGAUAAUAAUCCCGAUGUGUACUGGCAUUAUGAGGGGUAUUUUAUUAUUAAUCUUCGUUCUCUGGAUAAUUUGAAUUCUGUCAUGAGUGAAGGCCCUCAUAUGUUUUAUGGCAAGCCAGUUAAACCUUGGACUGACAAAUUUGAUUUUAGUUCUGAAAUUUUGCGCACUAUUCCACUUUGGGUUAAAAUUCCUAAUCUUCCUUUGAAUUGUUGGGGUGCUGAAACCUUAAGUAAAAUUCGAAGUACCUUGGGUGUUCCAAUAUGUGCUGAUGAAUGUACUUCUAGACAUCUAAGGGUCUCUUUUGCAAAGCUCCUUAUAGAAAUUGAUAUUACAAAACCCCUGGCAAAGUCGGUUUGGGUGGAAAGCCCUAAAGGAGAGAUAGUUGAACUUAAGGUGAUCUAUGAAUGGAUACCUCCCUUCUGUACAAAAUGCAAUAAGCCUGGUCAUAAUUGUGAUGAACUUCAAGCAAAGCCAGCUCCUAUAAUUCAAACACAGAAGAAAGUGUGGGUUCAAAAGCAAAAUCAAGGUCCUGGAAAAACAGUGUCAGAUACUUGGGAAACCAUGAAAAAGAAAGGUAAAGAACCUGCUGUCUCUGUCAAGCCUGUCCUUACUUCUAACAAAUUUGAUAUGUUGCAUGAGUCUGAUGUUGAUGUUCUGGGACAUAAACCUAGCGGGGGUAGGCCCCCUCCAGUACAAUGA
Chenopodium quinoa (quinoa) is the source of this 1197-nucleotide messenger RNA. RefSeq lists its product as uncharacterized. The record is from RefSeq and is a predicted model, not a curated record. NCBI's taxonomy places the organism in Eukaryota, Viridiplantae, Streptophyta, Magnoliopsida, Caryophyllales, Amaranthaceae. The transcript is spliced from 2 exons. The coding region runs from base 1 to 1197 and encodes 398 amino acids.